Molecule: messenger RNA, 2485 nt
Organism: Cavia porcellus (domestic guinea pig)
Lineage: Eukaryota; Metazoa; Chordata; Mammalia; Rodentia; Caviidae
Gene: Agrp
Product: agouti related neuropeptide
Exons: 5
Coding region: 1969-2442 (157 amino acids)
Biological process (GO): hormone-mediated signaling pathway; neuropeptide signaling pathway; positive regulation of feeding behavior
Cellular component (GO): extracellular region
Molecular function (GO): neuropeptide hormone activity; type 1 melanocortin receptor binding
Source: RefSeq, a predicted model, not a curated record
UACAAGCUUGGUGUAUCUGACAUCUAGCAAGUUGGGAGUUAUUUUCCUUAUAUCAUUUGGAGGUCCCCUAUCAAUCACAAUACUUUGGGAGGCUGAGACAAGAUGGUUACAAGGUUGAGCUCAAGCUGGGCAGUUUAAUAAAACCCUGGUGUGUGUGUGUAUAUGUGUGUGUGUGUGUGUGUGUGUGUGUGUGUGUGUGUGUGUGUGUUUGAGACAGUCUUGCUAUGUAGUCCAGGUUGGCCUUGAAUUUGAGGUAACCCUCCUGCCUCAGCCUUCCAAGUGCUGGGAUUACAGGCAUGUGCCACCAUGUACAGCUUGUGAGACCUUAUCUUAGAAUAAAAAAAACAAAAGGACUGAAGAUAUAGCUCAGUGUGAGGGCCUUAGAUUCAGUACCCAGUACAGGAAAAAAAAAAGUAUUACAUCAAAUCUCAUCUGAAAUCAGCCUUACUUUUGGACUUUUUCAGUUAUCUGAGCCAAUAAAUUAUUUUUAUGAGAGUAUAAAUCAAGCUUUUCAUUCAUUGCAACCAAUGUCACUCCUUUGAUUCUGUUUUCUUAACAGGUCUCCCCUUGAAUGGGGGCCUAACAAUGGUCUUUGUUAGGGACUAACAAAGGUCUUUAAAUCCAAUGGUGGGAAACAACAGCCUCAGUACGUCCCUAGUGGAGAAGGCAAGGAGUACCUACCUCCCUUUGAGGAUGGAGUUCUUUAAUAUAUCUACAUCAUAAAUUCUGAAAUGUGGUUUAUUGUUAGACAUUCCAUUAUUUUAUGAACCUCUAAUAAAGAAAAAUAACGUUCUUUUUUUUUUUUUUUUUUUUUGUCUUUUUCCUUUUUAUCUACCAGGGAUCGAACUCACGACUGCCUGCUUUCAAGAAGGCAGGCGCUUAUGCCGCUGAGCUAAACCCCCAGCCCUGAAAAAUAAUGUUCUUAAAGUGCAACACAAAAUUAUCUUCUUUCUUUCAUUCUUUUUUUCUUCCUUGCAAUGCUAGGGAUUAAACCUAGAGUGUACAAAUUUUUUUUUUUUAAUUUUAUUUAAGGAGAAAAAAAACAGAAAAAGGGUACAAGUUAUACAGAAUUUCAGAAAAAAUAAACAGUAGGAAAUCACUAGUUAAUGACAUAUUGUCAUCUUAGAAAUAGUUGUUCAAGUUACAAAAUUAAAGCAUAUAGAGGGGACUUUCAAACAGUGAGACUGCAAACAGUUUUGUUCAAUGAUGGGUGUACAAAUCUUAAAAGUGCAGAUUAAAGAAAAUGUAUACUGUGUGCCCAAUACUACCAUGGGACAAAGUGACAACAGCAAGCUGGGGAUACGAAAUAUAGUGCGUGAGGAAAAAGAAGAAGGGUGGGAUUCAUUCAGACUUCUCUGUCUUCAUGCAGAGGUCCCUGGCACAAAGCGCACACCCUCUCCCCUUUCUCCUCCCUGGAGUUAGGCCCCACCCUCACUAGGUAGACACUGCACCCCUGAGUUCUCCCAUAUUUUUCAAGCAGAACAUCCAGAAUAUUUUUUUUUUCUACAGCUACAUUUGGGGGCCAAAUCUAGAAUAUUUCUGAAGGUCAUUCUGCUAAGAUAAUAGGAAAUAAGGAGAGAGUUUUGCAAAAAGGAAGAGGACCAAGUAAUGGAGAGGGGAGUGGAGGGAAGGGAAAACAGGAAGAACUGAGAUGUGUUAUGUACACGUUCCAACUCCCCAUGAGUACUACAUGUAGUACAUUAUGUACUACAAACAUCUAUUAAUAAAAAAUAAAAAUUGAAAUAAACAUCAGGCUGGUUCCUGUCCAGUAAAAUCACCUCAAUCAUUUACUGAGGAAACAGGCUCUAAUGGGGCUCUUUUAUAGACCUGGAAACACGCAACUGUUUACCAAGAAGGAAAUGCUGGGAUCAGCGAUUGCAUCUUAAGUUGCUAGAAAAGGUGGGCAUCUUCCUCACUCCUCUUUCUCCAAAGAAAUCCCACAACAGUCACUGGUCCAUCACCCCUUCAAUGUCGCAACAUGGCACCUGCUUGACCCAAGUUCCUGGAAGCAAAGGAAACAGCAUCCCACACAGGACCCAAACCAUGCUGAACACAGUGCUGCUGAGUUGUGCCCUGCUGCUGGCAUUGCCUGUAACACAGGGGGCCCAGAUGGGGUUGGCCCCCCUGGAGGGCAUCAGAAGGCCUGACCAGGUUCUGUUCCCAGACUUUCCAGGCCUAGGCCAGCAUGUUCCGCUGAAGAGGACAACUGCAGAACAAGCAGAAGAGGCUCUGCUGCAGAAGGCUGAAGCUUUGGCAGAGGUGCUAGACCCGCAGAACCGCGAGCCCCGCACCCCACGCCGCUGUGUAAGGCUGCAGGAGUCCUGCCUGGGGCAGCAGGUGCCGUGUUGCGACCCGUGCGCUACAUGCUACUGCCGUUUCUUCAACGCUUUCUGCUACUGCCGCAAGCUGGGUACUGCUACAAACCCUUGCAGCCGCACCUAACAGGUCGACAUCUGGACAGAGACAGGCGAACGCGAAUAAAGGA